Beta vulgaris subsp. vulgaris (sugar beet) is the source of this 4916-nucleotide messenger RNA. RefSeq names its product LRR receptor-like serine/threonine-protein kinase GSO1. The record is from RefSeq and is a predicted model, not a curated record. The transcript is spliced from 5 exons. Gene Ontology annotation, molecular function: protein binding. Gene Ontology annotation, biological process: defense response to fungus. Lineage: Eukaryota; Viridiplantae; Streptophyta; Magnoliopsida; Caryophyllales; Amaranthaceae. The coding region runs from base 170 to 3679 and encodes 1169 amino acids.
UCUAUUUACGCCUUUUGAUACUAGAGUAAAGCUCCUCCAUUAAGUCCAUUGUCCAUAGCCCUGAAAAUAAAAUAAAAAAAGAGGUCCUCCAUUGAAGAGAGUAAAGUAGCAUCUGCAAAUUAAUAGUAGAGUUUUAGAUCUAAUUUCUUCAAUUUUACGCCUUUUGAUAAUGGCAGCUGAAGCAGGUAAUGUCAAAUCCUGUUGGUCAUUUCUUAGAAAAGGGAAUGUCGAAGUAUCCCGCGUAUAUGAUGACGGUUACCUGUGUUUGGAUGAGGAUCCAGUGGCAUGGAUUCAAAGUCACCCAGCUGCUGCUGAUCGUCUCUCUGUGCGAAUCUUGGAGUUGACAUUGGGGCUGUAUGGUGUGGGGAAGAUAACAGACAUGAUAGGGGAGCUGUCUGAGCUCACUCACCUCUAUUUCUAUUGGUGUCAUAACCUCAGGUGUUUGCCUGACACCAUCACAAGGCUGUCCAACUUACAGUUGUUAAAAAUUCAACUUUGUUCGCUUACAGAAUUACCAGAAAAUUUGGGAGAGCUGGAGAGCCUUACCCAUCUCUCUCUUUCUUCUUGUGGAGGUAUCAAGUUCCUUCCUAAUAGUCUUACAAACCUAUCCAACUUGACAACUUUGGAUCUUGAGUAUUGCGAAACCCUUACAGAAUUGCCUCCAAAUUUAGGAGAGCUGGAAUGCCUUACCCAUUUCUCUCUUUUUUAUUGUAGAGGUAUCAAGUCCCUUCCUAAUAGUCUUGCAAACCUAUCCAACUUGACAACUUUGGAUGUUAAGAGUUGCGGUUCGCUUACAGAAUUGCCUCCAAAUUUGAAUGUUAUACACCUCAUUAUUAAAUAUUGCUGCAGCAUCAAGGCCCUUCCUACAGGUUUAAGUAACCUGGCCAGCUUACAUCUCACACAAUGUAACUGUUGUCUUGCCAAUUUAAAGGACUCGCUCAACUUACGCCACUUCACCCUUGGAAGUUGCCAUUGUUCUUCUUAUGUUUACACCAACGUUAUAGAAUUCCCGGCAAAUUUGGAUGAGCUGCUACAAUUAUCUCUUGUCGAUAUCGAGCAUACCACAGUCAGAUAUCUUCCUUGGAGCAUCACAAAGUUACACAAUUUGCAAAUUCUAUGUCUCCCCGAGGACUUUAUACUCGAAACACUACCAUAUCAUUUGAAUGAUUCCGUCAUCAUCUCUAUGGACAAUUGUCAGGUUCGCAAAACUUGGAAAGAACUCAAAAGGGAGAUUGCAGUGGAUAAUUUGGGAAUAUCAACGUCUUGUUACCUUUGGUUGGACAGCAACAAGAGACUACAUCCAUGGCUGCAGACUAAUUACCAUCUUCAACCGUUUGUGAAAUCCCUAGAUUUGCAAUUUUUGGAUGAUGAAUUUGGAGAUCUCACGUUGCUGAAAGAGCUCACACAUGUGACACAUCUCUAUAUUUCUGGUGAUGUAGACCUCUGGCGCCUCGCUGACACACUCACAAAUAUUAACCAUCUCUAUAUUUCUGGUGAUGUAAACCUCCGGCACCUCCACACACUCACAAAUAUUACCCAUGUCUCUCUUCAUCGGGAUUACACUUAUGAUUUACUCGAUAGCCUGGCAGAGCCAUCAAACUUGGUAUCUUUAGAUGUAGAUCUUAGUGAAACAUACUUGCCGUCGAACAUCCAUCAAUUCGUCAACCUUAAAUAUCUCGCUGUAAGAAAUGCCAAAAACAACCGAUCAGUACCUGAUAACUGGGAAAAGCUAUCUAAUUUGAAAUCUUUGGUUCUCUACAGAUGUUAUGAUGUAUCAUUGCCAACACAUUUGAAUCUCACUAACCUCAAGCUUUUCGAUUGCUUUUUCAAGAAUGUCAGCUCACUACCUACAAGUAUACACCGCCUAGAAUUAUUGCAUAGCAAAAACUAUUGCUGUGAAAACAGGUAUUGUAGUGAAGAGCCUAUAGUAUGCUUGAAUCAGUUGGUCAACCUAAAGACGCUCUCUAUAACAUGUUACCAGUACUCUAGCAACCUACUUCCCAGCAUAGCAGAACUACGCAACUUGAAAGAAUUACAACUUAAGGAUUGUUUCGGCCUCAAACAAUUGCCCCCAGAUUUGGAUGAGCUAGUGGAAUUAUCCAUUCUAAAUAUCAGCGGUACCAGAAUCAAGUCCUUUCCUGAUUGCAUCACAAAGCUACAAAAGUUGCAACAUGUAAUCCUGCCCAAGUGCUUCAGAAAGGAAAAUUUACCCAAUAAUUCAAAAACGAAGUACAUCACUGAUGACACAGAUGAAGACUACUACAAGCAUAGAGGCUAUUAUAGUAGUGAAUAUGAAACCUCAAAUAUAACCUCUGAUGAAAGUAAUGAGAUCACAGUAGUAGAUUCUGCAGAGGUAGCCGACAAAGUGGUUUCAGAAUAUUCACAGGAAGGCAUCAUUUCGCAGCAGAUAUCAUCACCCCAACUCCUGAGUAUACCUAAUGCUAAUCAGUUUCUUGAAGAUACUCGUUUCACUGGUAGAAGCAAUACAAUGGGAGAAAGUUCACAAGUUCAAGAGGUGGAAACUUCCUCUACAGGACUCAAUUCAAAUACAAAUGAAAUAAAUCUCACCGACCAGAUGUUGGAAUUCGUAUUUGGGAACUCAUCAUUUGAUUUGGGGCACAUUUCUUAUAGUGAUGUGACUAAUAUUGAUCGUGUUGAGAAUAACCAUCAUGCUUCAGAAUAUACGCAGAACAACGAGAAUCCACCAAGUGAUGAGAACCAAGGAAAGAGACAGAAGAAGGAGAUUACUCAUGAGAAAAAUAAUCCAUGUCUGGUGGAUAAAAACAUGACACAAGUGAACCUUGGAGAGGAACUAGGCGAAUUUAAUCACAAUGGAGGAGAGGAUGCAGUUGAUGGGAUCAAUCACAAUGGAGGAGAGGAUGCAGUUUAUGAGAUCAGUCACAGCGCUUCUUGCGGUUCACCAGACCAAGACAUGGAGAAUAUGCCUGUAGGAAAUGAUAAAGAUUCAACAUCCACCAUAGUUCGCCGAGGGAAACGUAACAAAAUAGAGUUUAAUUUGACUAGAGAGCAACUUCAAUCAUACUGGUCCAGAAACAUGAGGAUACAAGAUGUUGCAGAAGAAAUAGGUGUGUCAAGGGCUGCAUUAGUACGCUGGUUAAUGGCCUCCGGUAUUAAAUGGCAAACAAGCAGGAUUUUGAAAAGUCAAUGUGCCAACAACAAGAAUACCAAUACUGCAUCAUUCUCUGUAAGUAAACCUGCAGAGGUCAAUUGUCAUGAACAUGCACCUGAGUGUUUAAGUGAUGCAAAUGAACGCGUUGUCAUUAACAACUUAAGCCUUGCUGUGACAAUGGACAUUGUGGAAGAGCCUGGAGUGGCAACGCAAUGCCAUAACAAUGGUAGUGAACAGGCCUCUGACACUCUGGUGGGUGCAGAUCAGGGUACUCAACAAGAGAGCCCAAGUUUAAGCAAAUUCAUUGUGAAAGCCACUUACAAAAAAGAUACUGUUAGGUUCCAUAUCUCUUCAGCUGCUAGUUUCCAUGAACUAGAAAAAGAAGUGGCUAAAAAUCUAACACUCAAGCUGAGCAAAUUUAAAAUAAAAUAUGAAGAUGAGGAGAAAGAGUUGAUGCUAAUGACCUUGGACUCUCACUUGAAGGAACUUCUAGAUCUUUCAAAAUUAUCUGGUAGCAAAAUUGUUCGGUUGUUAAUAUUUGAUUUGUGAAUGUCAUAAUUGAAUAGAUAGAUUUCUUAAGUUACUAUUCAGGAAAUUGUAAAUUACAACACUUCAUGAAUUCAUUGUGAUGUUUAUGUGUUGGUUUGUGGCACAAAUUCUAGCCCAUCACUAAAUAUCUCCGUUUGUAUGCAUUAUAAUUAUCUCUCAAGGUCAUCUCUGAUUUGGUAAAUUAUCGAGCUAUCUAAAACUCCAAAUGGUAAGAUACUAGAUAGUUUAAGCUCCUUGCAUAGGUCCGCAAAUUUUGAUUAUACACACUAGAUCAUUCUGGAGCAUGUGAAACAAAGAUAGUUCUACCACUUUUCUAUGCAUUUGUUCAACCGACAUCAGGCCCUAUAAAUUGGGAAAAUGGGCAUCCAUUUGCAUCAUCACAUAAAGAUCAACCAACAAGCACACAACAACAAGAAACCAUACCUACAAGCCUUUCUCUAUACUCACCCUUAUAAGUUUUGGGUGAUUCUUGUACUCUACUAUUUUCAUACGGUGAAUUUUGGGUACUUGUCGUCCAUGAAUUUAUUUUUCGCACGUUAACUUGUGUAUCCAUCUUUUACCACUUUCCUUGUCACAUAUUUCCUACUCUGUUAUUUUGCUCAAUCCCUACAUCGAAGUAGCUAAUAACCUCAAAAUUGAAUUGAGAAAUUUCGGAAUAAAAAAAAAUGAAGAUGAAUGUAUGCUAAUUUUGCAAUGUCAUUUGGAAAUGAAACUGCAAAUUGUUUAGGAUACCGUUAAUGAAAAUUGUAAAUUAAAAUGGGGGGUUACUAAACGUAGCCCUACUUUACUAAACGCUCACAGAGUAAGUACUAUUUCGUGCAAUCGACAAGAAACAUAUUACUCUGUUUUGUGCAAAUUGAACAAAACAGGGUAAACUGUAUCUUUGUGAUUGUAUGAAACGAAGGCAUCUACUUCAUGUAACUUGUGUGAAACUCUCUCAACAAAGCACUUCUUCAGUUUAUGUUUUUUUGACUGUGAUAUCAUAGAAAUACUUCAUUAAGCAAGAAAACAUAUCAUCAACAGCAAAUCGUCGAAGUUCCACAAAACUUCAAUCACCAAAAUUUCUUAAUCUAUAAAAUCAAAAAAAGGUGCUUGGAAAAAAAAGAUAGGUUAGACAUGAGCCCUGAGCAGAGGAGCAUCCAAACUCAUCAGAGAUCUAAAAAAACAAAAACAAGAAAAAAAAAAACUACUAUUGAUUUACAUGAUGAAAAAACCAACUUCGAAUCAAACCAGAAAA